Molecule: messenger RNA, 3855 nt
Organism: Hyla sarda
Lineage: Eukaryota; Metazoa; Chordata; Amphibia; Anura; Hylidae
Product: trichohyalin-like
Exons: 6
Coding region: 1-3855 (1284 amino acids)
Source: RefSeq, a predicted model, not a curated record
AUGACGCUAGUGGCUGCGGAGGAUGAGGAUGAGUCUGCUGAGGGCGGAAUGCGGCCCCUUGAGGUGAGUCUGGGAAGUGCAGGAGAGAUGCAGCAUCAGCACCAGAGUGUACAGAGACAGGAAGAGCCUCAUAAAUCAGAGUGUACAGAGGAGGAAGAGACAGGAAGAGCCUCAGAGAUCAGAGUGUACAGAGGAGGAAGAGACAGGAAGAGCCUCAUAAAUCAGAGUGUACAGAGGAGGAAGAGACAGGAAGAGCCUCAGAGAUCAGAGUGUACAGAGGAGGAAGAGACAGGAAGAGCCUCAGAGAUCAGAGUGUACAGAGGAGGAAGAGCCUCAGAGAUCAGAGUGUACAGAGGAGGAAGAGGCUCAGAGAUCAGAGUGUACAGAGGAGGAAGAGACAGGAAGAGCCUCAUAAAUCAGAGUGUACAGAGGAGGAAGAGACAGGAAGAGCCUCAGAGAUCAGAGUGUACAGAGGAGGAAGAGACAGGAAGAGCCUCAGAGAUCAGAGUGUACAGAGGAGGAAGAGACAGGAAGAGCCUCAGAGAUCAGAGUGUACAGAGGAGGAAGAGGCUCAGAGAUCAGAGUGUACAGAGGAGGAAGAGGCUCAGAGAUCAGAGUGUACAGAGGAGGAAGAGACAGGAAGAGCCUCAGAGAUCAGAGUGUACAGAGGAGGAAGAGACAGGAAGAGCCUCAGAGAUCAGAGUGUACAGAGGAGGAAGAGGCUCAGAGAUCAGAGUGUACAGAGGAGGAAGAGACAGGAAGAGCCUCAGAGAUCAGAGUGUACAGAGGAGGAAGAGGCUCAGAGAUCAGAGUGUACAGAGGAGGAAGAGACAGGAAGAGCCUCAGAGAUCAGAGUGUACAGAGGAGGAAGAGCCUCAGAGAUCAGAGUGUACAGAGGAGGAAGAGCCUCAGAGAUCAGAGUGUACAGAGGAGGAAGAGCCUCAGAGAUCAGAGUGUACAGAGGAGGAAGAGCCUCAGAGAUCAGAGUGUACAGAGGAGGAAGAGCCUCAGAGAUCAGAGUGUACAGAGGAGGAAGAGGCUCAGAGAUCAGAGUGUACAGAGGAGGAAGAGGCUCAGAGAUCAGAGAUCAGAAGUGUACAGAGGAGGAAGAGCCUCAGAGAUCAGAGUGUACAGAGGAGGAAGAGACAGGAAGAGCCUCAGAGAUCAGAGUGUACAGAGGAGGAAGAGCCUCAGAGAUCAGAGUGUACAGAGGAGGAAGAGCCUCAGAGAUCAGAGUGUACAGAGGAGGAAGAGCCUCAGAGAUCAGAGUGUACAGAGGAGGAAGAGGCUCAGAGAUCAGAGUCUACAGAGGAGGAAGAGCCUCAUAAAUCAGAGUGUACAGAGGAGGAAGAGACAGGAAGAGCCUCAGAGAUCAGAGUGUACAGAGGAGGAAGAGCCUCAGAGAUCAGAGUGUACAGAGGAGGAAGAGCCUCAGAGAUCAGAGUGUACAGAGGAGGAAGAGGCUCAGAGAUCAGAGUAGUGUACAGAGGAGGAAGAGCCUCAGAGAUCAGAGUGUACAGAGGAGGAAGAGACAGGAAGAGCCUCAGAGAUCAGAGUGUACAGAGGAGGAAGAGCCUCAGAGAUCAGAGUGUACAGAGGAGGAAGAGCCUCAGAGAUCAGAGUGUACAGAGGAGGAAGAGCCUCAGAGAUCAGAGUGUACAGAGGAGGAAGAGGCUCAGAGAUCAGAGUCUACAGAGGAGGAAGAGCCUCAUAAAUCAGAGUGUACAGAGGAGGAAGAGACAGGAAGAGCCUCAGAGAUCAGAGUGUACAGAGGAGGAAGAGCCUCAGAGAUCAGAAUGUACAGAGGAGGAAGAGCCUCAGAGAUCAGAGUGUACAGAGGAGGAAGAGGCUCAGAGAUCAGAGUGUACAGAGGAGGAAGAGGCUCAGAGAUCAGAGUCUACAGAGGAGGAAGAGCCUCAUAAAUCAGAGUGUACAGAGGAGGAAGAGACAGGAAGAGCCUCAGAGAUCAGAGUGUACAGAGGAGGAAAAGCCUCAGAGAUCAGAGUAGUGUACAGAGGAGGAAGAUACAGGAAGAACCUCAGAGAUCAGAGUGUACAGAGGAGGAAGAGACAGGAAGAGCCUCAGAGAUCAGAGUGUACAGAGGAAGAAGAGACAGAAAAAGCCUCAGAGAUCAGAGUGUACAGAGGAGGAAGAGACAGGAAGAGCCUCAGAAAUCAGAGUGUACAGAGGAGGAAGAGACAGGAAGAGCCUCAGAGAUCAGAGUGUACAGAGGAGGAAGAGCCUCAGAAAUCAGAGUGUACAGAGGAGGAAGAGGCAGGAAGAGCCUCAGAGAUCAGAGUGUACAGAGGAGGAAAAUACAGGAAGAGCCUCAGAGAUCAGAGUGUACAGAGGAAGAAGAGACAGAAAGAGCCUCAGAGAUCAGAGUGUACAGAGGAGGAAGAGACAGGAAUAGCCUCAGAAAUCAGAGUGUACAGAGGAGGAAGAGACAGGAAGAGCCUCAGAGAUCAGAGUGUACAGAGGAGGAAGAGCCUCAGAGAUCAGAGUGUACAGAGGAGGAAGAGACAGGAAGAGCCUCAGAGAUCAGAGUGUACAGAGGAGGAAGAGACAGGAAGAGCCUCGGAAAUCAGAGUGUACAGAGGAGGAAGAGACAGGAAGAGCCUCAGAGAUCAGAGUGUACACAGGAGGAAGAGACAGGAAGAGCCUCAGAGAUCAGAGUGUGCAGAGGGGGAAGAGCCUAAGAGAUCAGAGUGUACAGAGGAGGAAGAGGCAAGAAGAGCCUCAGAGAUCAGUGUGUACACAGGAGGAAGAGACAGGAAGAGCCUCAGAGGUCAGAGUGUACACAGGAGGAAAAUACAGGAAGAGCCUCAGAGAACAGAGUGUACAGAGGAAGAAGAGACAGAAAGAGCCUCAGAGAUCAGAGUUUGCAGAGGAGGAAGAUACAGGAAGAGCCUCAGAGAUCAAGGAGGAAGAGGCAGGAAGAGCCUCAGAGAUCAGAGUGUGAAGAGGAGGAAGAGGCAGGAAGAGCCUCAGAGAUCAGAGUGUGCAGGGGAGGAAGAGGCAGGAAGAGCCUCACAGAUCAGCUGUGCAGAAGAAGAAGAGGCAGAAAGAGUCUCACAGAUCACAGUGUGCAGAGGAGGCAGAGGCAGUAAGACUCUCAGAGAUCAGAGUGUACAGAGGAGGAAGAGGCAGGAAGAGCCUCAGAGAUCAGAGUGUGCAGAGGAAGAAGAGGCAGAAAGAGCCUCAGAGAUCAGAGUGUGCAAAGGAAGAAGAGAUUUAGAGAUACGAGUGAGCAGAGAAGUAAGAGGCAGGAAGAGCCACAGAGAACAGAAUGUGCAAAGGAGGAAGAGGCAGAAAAAUCCUCAGAGAUCAGAGUGUGCAGAGGAGGAAGAGGCAGGAAGAGCCUCAGAGAUCACAGUGUGCAGAGGAGGAAGAGGCAGAAAGAGCCUCAAAGAUCACAGUGUGCAGAGAAAGAAGAGGCAGGAAGAACCUCACAGAUCAAAGUGUGCAAAAGAGGAAGAGACAGGAAGAGACUCAGAGAUCAGAGUGUACAGAGGAGGAAGAGGCAGGAAGAGCCUCAGAGAUCAGUGUGCGCAGAGGAGGAAGAGGCAAGAAGAGUCUCAGAGAUACGAGGGAGCAGAGAAGGAAGAAGCUGGAAGAGCCACAGAGAACAGAAUGUGCAAAGGAGGAAGAGGCAGAAAAAGCCUCACAGAUUACAGUGUGCAGAGAAGGAAGAGACAGGAAGAGACUCAGAGAUCAGAGUGGCUUACUACCAGCCACUCAACAAAAAAGUCAUCAGUUGUGUUAGUCACAAAUGUUCCCUUUGAGGCUGCAGACCACAGGAUUCCAACUCCCAUCAGGGAUUCAACUUCCUCACAGUCUCACCCUGGAGACUGA